Messenger RNA from Thermochaetoides thermophila DSM 1495, 1722 nucleotides. Its product is annotated as phosphatase 2C-like protein. Gene Ontology annotation, molecular function: protein serine/threonine phosphatase activity; cation binding. The coding region runs from base 1 to 1722 and encodes 573 amino acids. NCBI's taxonomy places the organism in Eukaryota, Fungi, Ascomycota, Sordariomycetes, Sordariales, Chaetomiaceae. The record is from RefSeq and is a predicted model, not a curated record. Gene Ontology annotation, biological process: protein dephosphorylation. The transcript has 2 exons.
AUGUCGGACUCUGCAAAGUCUAGUGACAAGAAGGCAGGUCGCAAAUCCCCUUCUCCAGACAAAAAAGACAACGAAUCCUCAAAAGCCGCGAGCUCCGAAAAGCGCAAUGGGAAUGGAAGCCCUGCUGGCGCAAGCGGCUCGGACGAGCAAAAGAAGCACCGGAGCACAGGGGUGAGCGCUCGAGCGAGCAGCUUUAUUGCCCAGGCGAAAGCCACCCUCCUGACCCAAGUCGGGGCUCGUUCUAACCACGACGAUUCGGCUACUGACUCAAAAUCGUCAAACCAGACUCCCUUACAGAAGCUCGGCAAGGAGGAGGAGACCUACCUGCAGCCUCAAAGCAACAAUGCCGCGGGUGAGUCCUAUCCAGGCCCUCGAUCAACCUUCCGCGUUGGUGUCUGGGAGGAUCGCAAUAAGAAGUGCAGACGCACCAUGGAAGAUACCCAUGCCUUUCUCUACAAUUUUUUGAAGACACCUGCCCCUGUCGUUGAGGGCCAGGAACAGGACGGCGCCGAUGCGGCAAGUCAGGAUGUCGAGACGGACAACGGCUACUUCGCCAUUUUUGACGGCCAUGCGGGUGCGUUCGCGGCCGACUGGUGUGGUAAAAAGCUCCACUUGAUCCUCGAGGAUAUCAUACGGAAGAACCCCAACUCGCCCAUCCCUGAGCUGCUGGAUCAAACUUUCUGCGCGGUCGACGCACAGCUUGAGAAGUUACCACAGAGGAAUAGCGGUUGCACGGCUGCUAUUGCUGUUCUGCGCUGGGAAGAUCGCGUCCCGAGUGACCACUCGGCUACGGGGUCUCAAGCAAUUGCGCCUGCUCUCGCUAGAGCUGCUCAGGAGGCGGCCAGGUCUGGAGAUGGAGCGCCGAAUGAUACAUCCGAGGCACUGCGGAGCGUCGCGAAGAGGCAGCGUGUUCUCUAUACUGCCAACGUUGGCGAUGCCCGUAUUAUUCUUUGCCGGUCGGGUAAAGCUCUUCGCCUGUCAUACGAUCAUAAGGGUAGCGAUGAGAACGAAGGCAGGCGUAUCACCAACGCUGGGGGCCUUAUCUUGAACAAUCGUGUCAAUGGCGUGCUUGCUGUAACCCGGGCCCUCGGCGACAGCUAUAUGAAGGAACUCGUUACUGGACACCCGUAUACUACUGAGACAGUCAUUCAACCUGAGCUGGAUGAGUUUUUGAUCAUCGCUUGCGACGGGCUUUGGGACGUCUGCUCUGACCAGGAGGCAGUUGAGUUGGUGCGCCAUAUCGAAGAUCCUGUUGCAGCUGCUAAAUUGCUGGUUGACCAUGCUCUCGCCCGCUUUAGCACGGAUAACCUGUCAUGCAUGAUUGUUCGCUUCGACCAGAAAGCCAUUCUCGAGCAUCAGAAUAGUGUCAACAAAGCAGUCGGCGUCGGACACGAUGCGCCUGCUUCCCCUAAAGAGCCGACUAUUGAGGAGGACAAGAUUGCGAGUGAGACAACAGCUACUGCAGCGGAGAGUCUCCCUUCUGGUGCCGGCGAAGUGAUUAGCGCAAACGGGCAUGCUGCCGAUGGCAACCAAUCCUCUACCGAGCAGCGAGUUUCUGCACAAAAUGUCUUGGACACGACGUCUGGUUCUGCAAAAAAAGAACCCGAUUUGACCAGCAACAGGCUGUCUGGUGAUGGAUGCGCAGCCACCACAGCCGCUUCAGAGUCGGCUCAUGGCACUUCUGCAUCGGCAAACAGGAAUGCAAAGACUGACUUCAGUUGA